CUCGUUUCGCAACCGCGAUGCUCCUUCAUUGACCUGAGAUGAUAUAUCUCUUGCUUCGCUCCCGCAGAAACUAUUUGUUAGCCAAAUGAGCCCUUCCAUACAUCCUGCCCCCUGCCAUUCUCAGUUCACGUGCGGGUGAGUACAAACUCCCUUACAUGGAAUGUCAGGUAAUGACUCCGCUCGGGAGCAUGUUCGGAGAUCUGUUUCAUUUCACAUACAUAGCUUUUUUGCUAUUCAUGAAUUGGGAGCCCUUCAUCGAAACAGGCCAGUCAUGUGAAAAGAUCGAGCGAGGGGGAGGGUGUCAAGUGCCUUGUGUAUCUUGAUCAUUAACCACUUCCAAGGACCCACCGCUUUGACUCUUGCUUGGGCUCGUUCCACUCCAUUCGAAUUGAAUAUCACCCAAGUAUCGGAUCUGGAGCAGUAGGCCCGUAUUGAUCCCUAUCUCUUCCAAGCACCUAGGCUCCAAAACUUGACGGAACAAAGGCGAAAAAUCAGAUAAGACCUUGUGCUUCUUUGUUCAACGAAAAACGUUUUCGGUUUUACUCAAGACAAGGCUGUGCCAUCUCGGAUGAGGCCAACACCCCCAACUAUAUCGACUCUUCCCCAAGAACUUAUCGACCAGAUCAUUGAUCAUCUUCAUAACGAUAUCCUAUCACUGAAGAACUGCUCCGUCGUGUGCCAUGCAUGGUUACCCACGAGCCGUAUCCAUCUCUUCUCUAAAAUUCGACUUGACAUACCUCGAACCCGAUUAGAGCCUUUGGAUGAAGAUCACCAUGAGUCGGCUCUAACUCACAAACCCUGCCAAAAGCUACACACACUUCUCUCACAAAACCCGGCAAUCAUACCCCACAUCCACGAACUAACUCUUGUCUCCGGGUCGCCCGUACCUUCCGCGGUACGCGAUGGACAAUACCAUCUCCUAUGGACAUUCGCCGAAGAAACUCUCCCGUUACUUCUCCGGACCCUCACACAUCUACAACGUUUCGAAAUCACUUCUCCGCAAGGAAUCGCACCGUGGAACGUGCUUCCGGCGCCUCUUUCGGGUGCUAUGAAAGCUAUUUUCUCUGUUCCGAGCCUUGCGUAUAUACGAAUCAAGUCAUGGGAGUUUCCUAGCCUACGGGUGCUUUCGAAACUUCUACGUCAGUCUGUACGUCUCAGGGGAUUGGGGUUGUGGUCGAUUAGGAUGGGAGCUGGAGGUUUCGUGCAGACAGAGACUCAGACGAGCGUUACGGUGGUGUCUAACUCUGAUUCCGAACAGCGGUCGGAGCGUGAAGUGCAGGACUCGAACUCGAACAUGGGUGAUGUUCCUGUUCUUUCUUCAGCUGCGAUAUCGGGUUUAGCGGAAGUAGAGGCGACAACGGGAGUUAGUAAACAGGAUCUGUCGGUGUCGUCGUCGUCGUCGUCAACAACGCUACCACCGGCACUUGAGUUCUUGACGCUUGAUUAUGUCGAGUGUCCGCACCUCGUCGAAUCACUUGUCAGUCAACUCGAUCUCACGAAUCUGCGCGAACUCCGUAUUGCACAUUCAUAUGACAAGUCAAUUCAGGAUAUUCUAAACGCCGCAGGUGGCUCCUUGGAGCGAUUUCAUUUCAAACCAGGUUCGAUCGGGUUGCAACCUUUGGAUCUUUCCCUCGCCACCUCCCUCCGUUCUAUCCGACUCACGCUCGAAGAAGACUCAGGUGUCUUACAAUGGAUAUCAUCCCUUCUUUACACGAUUCCCUCACCGUCCGUUCUCGAACGGAUCGCAUUAGAGCUCUAUACGGAUCCAAAACGACUUCCGUUAGAUGGUUGGCGUAUUUUGAGCAAGGUUAUAGGAUCCUCGCCGCAGUUUUCUGAUAGGUUGACGCAUGUCCAUAUCGGUCUAUUUGCCUCACCUACGUCCAACGAGUUCGUGAGGGUCCACGAGGCAAUGACAUGUGGUGCUGUCGGUGUUGGUGAUAUUGAUGGGGAAGAAGAAAGGCCGGAUGAUCAUGAACCGACUUUUGAGGAGUCACAGAUGAAAGACACGCUGGGUGUUAAAGGAACUAGAGAAGGCCCGGAGGUUAUGGUUUAUCAAUUGGGAACGAAGAGGCAAAGCUCGUUCUGUGCUGGGCUUACGCCGCUCAUUGAAAAGUUUGAAGAUGAUGUGACGGGGAGACGGUUUAGCGGGAUUUUUUAGGUUUGAUCGACAGCAUGUGGGCCCGCCCAUAUGUAGACUGAUCAUGUAGAGCCUUCGUACGUGAAGUCAGG
Marasmius oreades (fairy-ring Marasmius) is the source of this 2229-nucleotide messenger RNA. RefSeq lists its product as uncharacterized. The record is from RefSeq and is a predicted model, not a curated record. Bases 569 to 2158 code for a protein of 529 amino acids. Lineage: Eukaryota; Fungi; Basidiomycota; Agaricomycetes; Agaricales; Marasmiaceae. Gene Ontology annotation, molecular function: protein binding. The transcript has 3 exons.